Solea solea (common sole) is the source of this 1990-nucleotide messenger RNA. RefSeq names its product F-box protein 25 (gene fbxo25). Gene Ontology annotation, molecular function: protein binding. Gene Ontology annotation, biological process: protein ubiquitination. The transcript has 14 exons. NCBI's taxonomy places the organism in Eukaryota, Metazoa, Chordata, Actinopteri, Pleuronectiformes, Soleidae. The coding region runs from base 366 to 1478 and encodes 370 amino acids. The record is from RefSeq and is a predicted model, not a curated record. Gene Ontology annotation, cellular component: nucleus; cytoplasm; SCF ubiquitin ligase complex.
CUGUAGUUAAAAAGGUCACUUUUUUCGUUGUAGUACGGCGCGUUUAUGUGGCUUCUCUUCGAAGUAACGGCAACCGACGUUGGCAGGAGGAAGAGAAAAAAUAAGAGGAGGAAGCCGUGGUCAUCAGGUGAUUGAAAGCACCUCCGUGAAGACAUCAGUGUCUACAAACGGUGUGUAGUAUGUGGUGUGGAGUUAAAGAAGAGAUUCGGCAAACCAGAUGAUGAGCCCCACCUGGUGAAUAAAUGUAGGAGCGAAGAGGAGACGCAGCAGAGUCUACCACAAAGGACACGUCUGUCUAUCAAGGUUUGCUUCUCAGCCAGGUAUAUGUGGCCACAUUCUCUACUACCUCUGACUCUGCUGUGAAAAUGCCUUUUCUGGGCAAGGACUGGAGGUCACCAGGAUUGAGCUGGACCAAGACAGAGCACGGCUGGACGAGGACUGACCUCUGUGGACACAAGUUGCAGGAUAACAACAGAGUCGUCAAGUCAAGUCAAGUCAAUCCAAACAGGCUCUGCAGUGGCAACCAAGAAAAUGUGCUUGUGGAAGACGUGUGUGAGCUCGCCACAACAAAGAGGAAAAAGGAGUUCCACAACAAUAACACCAAAUCUCAGUUUGUCUACAGUGAUAAGUGGAUCUAUGUGCUGAAAGGGUACUCAAAAGAACGACCCGGAUAUUGCACACUUGGGGAAGCGCUGAACCGCCUUGACUUUUCCGUUGCCAUCCAAGACUUGAGAAGGUUCGACUAUGUUGCAAAACUAUUCCAGCUAAUAGCCAGGUCUAAACUAUCAUCUUUGAGUGGAGCUGCACAGAAAAACUAUUUCAAUAUACUGGAGAAGAUUGUACGAAAGGUCCUCGAUGACCAUUACAAUCCUCGCCUUGUUAGGGAGCUGCUGCAAGAUCUGAGCCUGACGCUGCAGGAUCUGAAUAUCCUAGUGGGCCAGUGUGUCCUCGUGGGCAACGUCAACAUCUGGUGCGACAGAAUAGAGACCAUUCAAAACUGGCAGCAGCAGCUAAAUAAUCUGCAGGUUCCCGAGAAACUAUACACUGGCAUAUCAUUCGACGACUUGCCACUGCACAUGCAGAAUAAGAUCUUCUUCAAUUUAUCAAAUGCGUGUGACAUCGUUAGCCUGGGAAAGGCCUCGUCUUCUCUGCUCAGCCUCAGUGAGAACCCGAUUCUGUGGAAGGAACUGUGCCACUUUCACUUCUCAGACAAAGAGUUCUGUAGGAAUUUGGUCCUGACAAAGGCUGACAACUUAGACUGGAAGCUAAUGUACUUCACCUUGAAGAAAUACUACCCCAUGAGGGAGCAGUACGGCGACACCCUGCACUUCUGCAAACACUGUCACGUCCUCUUCUGGAAGGAUCACCACCUGGCUGUAUUACUCAAGGACAGUGGCCAUCCAUGCACUGUUAAUGAUCCGGACAGCUGCGUCAUGCCUGUCUCUCCACAGCACUUUAUUGACCUCUUCCAAUUUUAAAGCCUCCAUGCUGCUCUCCAAGCCAAGCAUCUGUGUGCCCUCAUUCUCAAAGACCCAGGAGUGUGUGUGUGUGUACAAGACUUUUUUAUAGAAAAUAGUCUGUAAAGGGUUUUUUCUACAAAUAUCAAAAGUAGACAUUUACGACGUGUCAUGAUACGAUGACUCGUGUCUGUGACGGUUUGUUUAAACUAUUUCAAACUAUUUAAACGGACUUUUUCAUACAGUUUAUCUGCAAUAAGUGAUUGCAUGUCAUGUCGGACUCUCUGUUUACAUACCGUAUGUUGUCCUUUGUGAAUUCGUGCUCUGUUGAACGCAUCGACACUGAGAGAAAAUAGCGUUUUAAACUACUGAAGCCGGACAAAUAUUUAUACUGCCAAUGUACUUUUGUGUAAAAAAGGGAAGAAGAUUUUGUAUCCCUACUUUUGUAUUGCUCCUUUACUGUUCUACUCUUUAUGGUACUGUCAUGGAUUUUAUGAGAAUGGAAGUAGCUUAUUAAAACGAUAAUAUUUUUU